Vombatus ursinus (common wombat) is the source of this 4932-nucleotide messenger RNA. It is a transcript of the gene PALM, whose product is annotated as paralemmin. Gene Ontology annotation, biological process: positive regulation of filopodium assembly; negative regulation of adenylate cyclase activity; regulation of cell shape. Gene Ontology annotation, cellular component: membrane. The transcript is spliced from 9 exons. Bases 95 to 1249 code for a protein of 384 amino acids. The record is from RefSeq and is a predicted model, not a curated record. Lineage: Eukaryota; Metazoa; Chordata; Mammalia; Diprotodontia; Vombatidae.
CCUCCCCGGCCGCCGCUGCCUCCUCCUCCCCCUCCUUCUUAUCCUCCUCCUCCUCCUCCUCCUGCCAGCCUCAGACGCCCGGACUGCGGGAACCAUGGAAGUCUCUGUAGAGACCACCUUCCAACAGGAAAGGCUUCAGGCCAUUGCGGAGAAGAGAAAGAGGCAAACUGAGAUUGAGAACAAGCGGCGGCAAUUGGAAGAUGACCGGAGGCAGCUGCAGCAUUUAAAGUCCAAGGCCCUUCGGGAGCGAUGGUUGCUAGAGGGGGCCCCCUCCACCGAUUCCCAGGAGGAUGAUGUGAUGAAGAAGCAAAUGCAGGAGGACGAACAGAAGGUCAAACAGCUGGAGGAUUCUAUCCUGAGGUUGGAGACUGAGCUAGAGAUCCUGGAGACAGAGGACUCUGUCCCAGCUACCAGGGAGAAUGUGGUGGUCCCAGCCCAGGCCCCAGCCCCAAGCCCUGUGAAGGAGGAGAGAAAGGAAGAGAAGAUCCUUCAUUCCCAGAAGACCCCAGUGGCCUCACCCAGAGAGAAGAAAGUCACCAGCAGCCCCAUGAAGGUGGUGGAAGGCACUGAGAUGAUGAAGGCAGCCAUGUACUCUGUGGAGAUAACCGUGGAGAAGGAUAGGGUGACUGGGGAGACGAAGGUUCUGUCCAGCACCACCCUGCCCCCUCAGGAGCCCUUUCUGCAGGGGGUGAAGGUGUAUGAGGACGAGAUGAAAGUGGUUCAUGCAGUGGACGGCACCACAGAGAAUGGCAUCCACCAGUUGAGUUCCUCAGAGGUAGACGAGCUGAUCCACAAAGCAGAUGAGGUGACGCUGAGCGAGGUAACAGUGACAGCAGCCCCCGAAGCCCGAGGGACCCCUGAGGUGACCAGAUCCACCCCCCGGCGGGAGAUCACCGGAGUACAGGCACAGCCGGGAGAGGCCUCGGGCACUGAGGCAAGCCAGGAGCAGCCAGUCACCAUGAUCUUCAUGGGCUACCAGAAUGUGGAGGACGAGGCCGAGACCAAGAAAGUCCUGGGCUUACAGGAUACCAUCAAGGCUGAGCUGGUGGUAAUCGAGGACCCGGCCCCGCCCAACGGAAGCGCCCAGGAACCAUCGGCCACUGUCGUCACCACUGCCCCAGACAGCAAGGAAGAGAACCAGGUUGGGGAGAAGCCGGGCCUCCAAAGCCCUCCGGUAGAUGUCACAGCCAGCGCAGACAAAGACCUGGAUAUGAAGAAACAACGUUGUCGGUGUUGUUCUGUAAUGUGAGGCCCCCGGGCCCGUUGUCCCCUGGCCCCGACACCGCCUUCGAGCCACUCUGUGCCAUGCCCAUGCUGGCCAUACUGCCAAGGCCCAGCGUCUUCACACACACACACAUAUACACACACACACACUCACACACUCACACACACACAUGCCAGAUUUUAUUGACACGAAAAUCUCUUUAUGAAACAGAAAAUUAAACCUUAUACCUGUUUCUCUUGCAACCCUUAACAUACUCCUAACAACACACACACACCCAUACUCAGAAAUAAACACACUUGCACCCCUGUGCAUACACCAAACACUGAGACACACACAGAUUGAUGAUGCCCGGUCACCCAGACUCAACUCAGAGUGAUGCACACUGUUACAGAAACACACAUCUUUGGUCACACUGAGAAAUAUUGUAUGCAGGGACCCAGGACUAGAUUACCCAGACCUACAACUCCCCAUACACACACACACACACACACACACACACACACACACACACACGGAAGCACUCCAGAUACACAGUCAGACAAGUGCAUCCACACGGACACACGGACAUUCAGAUAGACAGAGACAUCGAUUCAAGCGACACAUAUUCAACCUAGCCGCAGUCCCCAAAACUCAUUUACAAACAUACAGAUGUACUCUUCCCUCCCUCCCCCCCUUCUUAAACAAGGACGAGGACUGUGCGGUUGGUAAAGGGUUCACAACCCCACCUUGCCGAUGGAGCAGCAGCGUCAGCCCUCCUGAGCCCCUGCCUCCAGCCUGUGCCCGCUUCCCACGCCGGCAGGGUGGGGGGUGGGGAACGUGAGCCUGAAGAGGGAGUCGACGACGAAGUCUCCUUUUCUGUCCUGAAGUGUGGUCCAGUGGAGUGAGCGCUGGAUUCAGAGGCAGAAGGCCCGGGUUCAAAGCCCAGCUCUGCUACUUAAUCUCUUUGUGACCUUGGGCAGGUCACUUCUCUCAGCCUCAGUUUCCUCAUCUGUAAAAUGAGGGUGUUGGAUAAGAUGGCCUUGAAGGCCCCUUCCAGCUGUAGGUCUUUGAAGAGGAUGGAUGGGUGGGUUGAGUUUCUGGCCCUGUUCUCCCACUUGUCCUUUGGAGGCGAGGGCUGUCGUUGAAGCGUUGAGCUGGAUCUGAGUGGUGGUCCCCUAACCUCCUGGUGAUGAGCGAAGCCCCGCUGGGAUCCUGCACCUCCCUGGCUCUGUGCCUGUGAAUGGACUAAGAACUUCCCAGUGUGGGUGUUUCCUCCCCAGGUCCCCCAGCUCUCCCUGGGAGCUAGUUGUAUUUGGCCCUGCUUGCUCGUGGUGACUCAGGGAGGGCUGUGGGAAAGCAGAACUUUCCUCCUUUCUGGCGCUUGUGAGCGCGGAAGCAGCUGAGCAGAGGGAGGUUGGGAUGGAGAACCAGAAUUGGAUUUAUGAGACUGUGUGGAUGAGGCCUCAGAUCUGCGAUGGGGGUGGAGGGGAAGACAGUUCUUCCCUGGGUCCACUCCCUGAAUGGAUGAUGGGGUUUGGUUCAGUGAAAACUGGGCCUCCUUUCCUCACCCUCAGCGGAAGGACUCCCGGAGCCCUUGCUGUCUUGAGUUCUGCUUGGUAAACUUUUGCUCUAGAAUGUAGGGACAUUGUUGGAGAUGCUGCUCUGAACUCUCAGGCCUUCUUCAGGUACAGAGGCCAGGUCUAGAACCUGCUGGUGAGUCUAGACCUCCGUGUUCCACUUCCCAAAGUGGGGACAAGACCUAGGCCUCCUAGGGCUGGGUUGUGGAGAUGGUCAGUCUGGACCAAACUUGCCCUCAAAUGCUAGCCUCCCGGGACCAGAUUAGGGUGAACCAGAUGCAGUUGGGACAUGGGGUGGCAAGGGGCAAGACCUUUUUCCCACCUGUGGGCAGCAGGUGCCCCUACAGAAUCACAGCAGGGGCCCUCAGAGACCUUGGAACCCCUUCCUCUACAGAGGGGGAAUGCAGUUGCAGAAAGGUUGGGUGACUUCCCCACCAGAGGCACUCAACCUCGCCCAAGGUAGACCCAAGGUCGUCUGUUGCUGUGGGUACCCCUAGCAUGCUUCUUCCUAGCUGAUCGUGCUCUCUCCCCACCUUGAUCCCCUGGGCCUUCUCCAUCUGGUGCUUCUCUCUUUGGCUGAGCCAGGCCCGGGGUAGGAGGGGAUUUGUUUGGAGCUGCCGAGAGACUCCACUUUCCCUCUCCUGUGCCAUCUUCUCCUAUCUGCUUUGGUGGGGAACAAAAGGAUGCGCCCUUGCCUCUAGCCCAGGAAGGUCUAGAAAGACCCAAAGUCUUGGAGCUGGGCCCUUACUUUGAGGGACAAGGGCAGUGCACACCCUGGAUGUUCUGGGCCCCAGCCCAGGCCCAGCUGUGGGAGCUGGGCUCUUUGUGAGCCCCUCCCUCUGGAGUAGGCUGGCCCACUUUCAUGUCCUUGCUGAACUGAGGCCGGCUGUCCCUGGGCUUGCUUCUGGAUCAGGGUUUGGUUUAUGAAGACCAAUCUUGGCUGGCCUGUGGUCAUUCGUUUAGUGGACCAAGGAGUUUGGGGACAAAGACUCCCUCCCCACCCCUGUGAUUGCUCAAGUCAGCCACUACCAGGAAGAGCACUUCUUUCACACCCAUGACCCCAUGGUUCAGUAGUUCCCAGUUUUAUGAAUUCUAAAAGCUACAGCCUACUGAGCUAGAUGUCAGUCCCCAGGAAAAUUGUAUUCUAGGGAGUUUGGAAGUAUUUAGAAAUGGAAGUAAAUGGUGAUCACCAGGAGCCAGCAUGAGCCCACUGAGAUGAAGUCCUGCCAGCCUGUCCUUUCCUUUUAUGACAGAGUUAUUGGACUGGUAGGUCAUGGAAGGUUAGAGGCCAUCCCUAACCACACUGGUUUUGGCAGUCCUGACUGGUGUCCCAUGUGGUAUGAAUAGGGGUAACCUAAGGAUUUCAAUGCUAGUGAUAUUUUUCCCUCCAAAACAUUAAAUAUGAAAUUAUGUACGUACCCAGGAUACUUGUGUGGCAGUUUUUCAGUAUGAAAAUAGAUAUGAUUUCCUCUUAUUUUGAUCUAACAUUUCCCUGACUGCUGCCACCCCUCCCCCUAAUUCUGGAUAUAUAUGCUAGAAAUAUCCCCACCCCCAACUGCCUGGAGCCAUCUCUUUAACCCAAAGUUGUCUGUGGUAAUGAUUUUGGGUGCCCUCUUCACACACAUACAAUGUAUACACAUACAUGCACGCGUGCACACUUCUGUCCCUGAAUCUAUGUUGGCUUUGAAUUCCCAGGACCUCUUCCCACCCCCAGCUCAGUGCCAUGAGCCAGAGACCCGUGGGCCAUGACCUUGAAACAGACCCCUGGGGCCCAGUGGGGGUGGGCUCCCUCCAGGCCAGCCUGGCCAGGCAGGUCCCUGCCCUCGCCCCUGGUAUGGGAGGGGUACAGCACCCCCACAAUGCCUUUCCGCUACUCCCUCAAGGCCCACAGACCCAAGCAGGGAGGAAAGGUGUGGGCACCUUCACACCUCCCUCCUUUGCCUGUUCUGUCAUUCCAGCCGAUUCUCCCCCUACCCAAGGUCUGCCCCAAGUCUGUGCCUCCCGUAAGUGUCCUUCCUUCUCUCUGCCCUCUUUCAGUGAAAAGGCCCUUAUGAGUUCCACUCACUGUUUGUAAAGACAAAACCACCCCACAAAACUCUCCUCCCUCCCCCUUUGGAGAUGCAAAUAAACAGUGUGAACAGCUUGCCCCUA